AUGUUGGUUCUACUGCUGCUCGUUCAGUACCCUGCCUGGGUCCAGGCCCGGGAUUCCCGCCAUGAUUCCCGCCAGGAAUUCUGCCAGGCGACCUGCUCACGGCCUGAUGCUGACAGAAUCUGUGGGCUGGGACUAGCAGGAAACUGUACGGAUGUGUGUCUCGGCUACCCUUCCUCAGGAGACUGCACGGCAUGGCCGUUUGACAUGUUGCCUGAGUACGAGUCUGUUCCCGGCCCGAGGAACCUGCAGGUCACCCCGGCAGCCGGCAGCUCGGGCGGGAGGGACGCCGUCAACAUCACCUGGCAGCCGAGUGGAGACGCCAUCCGAUGUCUGAAGGGCUUCACGGUCCAUGUUGUGGAGAUGAGUUCAGCCUCCUCCUCAAUCUGUCAUCAGGUCAUCCUGGGCUUCAACAUCACUCUCAAACACGAGGAUAACCAGGGGCAGUUUAGCCACGUGGUGCGCGGCCUGAGCCCGGACACCAGUUACGGCAUCACCGUCCGGUCUCUCCCCUCCCGCCGGCCCAGUCACGGGGAUGACGACAGCGUGCUCAUCCAUAAGUACAGGACAAGGCCCUGUGAGAGCAUACCGGGGUGUAAGACCAGACCCAGUCCGUCCCGGUGGCACCCGCCCCAGCCUGUGGUGACGUCAGUGGGCCGGAGUGUCGUCAUCAGGGCCAGGACAGCCCGCCAGUUCAACAUCCGGUCCUACAGUCUGUACCUGGGGAGACCCACGGGAAGCGAGCCGUAUCCGGACAUCAUCGGUGUGACACAGAAACACCUGUCCCUUAAGGAGAGCAGUAAGAAAUACUUCCAACACACCUUCCACGACAUUCCACCUGGGCAGUACACCUUACAGUACAGUGUGGAUGCCAGAGAUCCCUUCAGGAGUUACCCGGUACAUUUUACUGUGACAGACUGGGUCCCUGAUGACGUCAUUGUACACCAGACCGCUCGGAACGUGACGGUUGAGUUUGAAGGCCCGACCCGGAAGUACAACCUGUCUACAUGUGACGUCACUCUCACCAGGAAAUCCUACCCUGAACGGUCAUGGACACGGAGAGUCGUCUUGGAGGCAAACGUUUUGGUUGUCUUCGCGAACAUGAAGCCAGACAUAUAUGUCGCCAAGGUAUCCUCUCCGUUUCCAGAAGCUUUUCCUGUCAAAGAAAAGAUGAUCGAAGUUACAGACUGGAUCCCAAGAAAACAGGAUAUUCAAGUCAAAAUAAAGACCGUUAACGUGAGGGUAGGCCGUGGCCGUUCUGGGGGCCGUUCGAAAGGUCGGUCCAGCAAAGGCCGGUCUAGUAGCGGGUUCCAUGGCCAUGCCAGCCACCCGGGCGGCAAGAGCAGCAAGCGGAGGCGGCAGGAGACGCGGGUUCGGGUGACGUUCCCCCGGCCGGAGCCGCGGCAGCAGUACGACUACAGCGGCGGGUUCUACCUGUUCCACGGCAAGGACCCGUCAAGUCUGGAAAGGCAGGCCGUCCCACGGCCGGUAGGGGAGAACUGGACCAACGUGACUGUCGUUCUGAAGGACGUGCCGGGAGGAAUCAUGUUCUUCCAGGUGUCGGCGCCCUACGAGGACGCCCAGCGGAGUGAGUUGGUACUGCAGCGCGUCCGGCGCCCGCCCGGGUCCCGGCACCGUGGGAAGAACGGCCGCCGCCGUGACCGUGACCGUGACAGGAGGCGCAGACGUAAACAGCAACACAACCGCAGCCAGGCUCGGCUAGCCAGCAGGAACCAGCUGGAGGAGUAGCCUCUUACAGACUUCGAGAGGCGACUGGAAAGCGUAGAAACUGGCCAAAUAGAUAAAUAACAUGCUAGAGAAGUUGGUCCGCCAGAGAGUACAUGUUGCCGCACCCGAACAUGUACCCUCUCUGGCCGGCUAACUCCCCUGGUAUACUAGCUAUUCCCUUUAUUGUGGCCAAUUUCUACUUUUUUAGCGAUCCGCGGUGCCUGGUAGAGACUAAUAAUCUUAAAGCGUACUCAAGUAAAAAGCUGACGCCUAUCAAAUAUUUUCCUUGUUAUCAUCGGAGUGUUAUUUGUUAUGUUAAGUAAUAGAAAGGAGGUCAUUGAUAUUUCUGAUGUAGUGUAAAUGCGCAGAAAAGAGCUUUAUAUUUUUACAUCUGUAUGACGUUGAUGACAGACCUGGUUCCUGGUGAAUCAGGGUACUUAUCUACUAAUAUCCAAGAUACGGGCUCCUGAAGCACUCAUUGCAAUAAAACGAUAUUCCGUCGAAAGCAAAGACUAAGAGCAUCCACUUUACGUUUCAAACACUUCUGUGGAAAUAUUACUAAGGAGGUUUUUUAUUUUAUUUUUAUCUUUAUUUUAUUCACAUGGAUUUUUGAGCAUUGGAUAGGAAGCACUUGUUGUGCUUAUGUAAAUCCGCUGCUCAUAAAACAUAAUACAAAAGUAAACAUAAAGAUGAUAUAAAGUGUUGCAUAAACAUAAAAUGAAAGUGGCUGUUUUUGUACCAAAGACUCACACUAUGGAGAUAAUAUAUUUCAUUUCAUCAUGACUGCAUGCCCUGACUUUUAGGGACAGACUUGCUAUUAUUAUUUUCCAACUCCACUGCGAAGAAAACUGUACUAGUAUAUUGUGGAACGUGGUUUGUGUCACUCGUAUGCAAUAUUACCUGUAUUCAUUUGUGUAAUAUCACAAACAUAAUAUGUGUAUUCCUGGACGUAGCAAUUCUAUGACAGCAACAGUAAAGCAAUUCAUAUUAUUAUCGUUAUCUUUUAGGUGCAAACGUUUCUGCAGAUUUAACAUCGAUUUUAUAUAUAAUACUUUUAUAUACGAGCGUCUACUGUGACAGAAGAAGGCCGAUGAUAUGAUGAUAAUACAAGAAUGACGGUACCGCGUUGUGAGUUCUGAUGGUGAAGAUAAAAAAAAUAUGGACGUUU
Branchiostoma belcheri (Belcher's lancelet) is the source of this 2893-nucleotide messenger RNA. RefSeq lists its product as uncharacterized. NCBI's taxonomy places the organism in Eukaryota, Metazoa, Chordata, Leptocardii, Amphioxiformes, Branchiostomatidae. Bases 1 to 1746 code for a protein of 581 amino acids. The record is from RefSeq and is a predicted model, not a curated record. The transcript is spliced from 14 exons. Gene Ontology annotation, molecular function: protein binding; interleukin-17 receptor activity.